Molecule: messenger RNA, 333 nt
Organism: Anastrepha obliqua
Lineage: Eukaryota; Metazoa; Arthropoda; Insecta; Diptera; Tephritidae
Exons: 1
Coding region: 1-333 (110 amino acids)
Source: RefSeq, a predicted model, not a curated record
AUGCUAGAUCAAAAAACACAUGUUGUCGGUACACUCCGUGCCAACAAGAAACAUUUCCCAAAAGAAGUUAUGAUUGCACCUAUAAAGAAAGGCGAAGUAGUGGCUAGAGAAGAUCCCAAUGGUAUAGUUGUUCUGAAGUGGAAAGAUAAACGCGACGUUAGAAUGCUAUCGACGAAACAUGCCCCGAUAAUGGUAUCCACAGCAGAUGGAGCACGCAAUCCUGAAGAGCCUUCAACUAGUCGAGGAGCGAGGCGUAAAAGACGAGCAACAGAAAAGCCAUUGGCUGUGGUAGAAUAUAAUAAGGAGAAAGCAGGCAUUGAUCUUUCCGACUAA